AUGGGUCGUGACUCGGCGUCAAGAGCCUCGGCGCCAGAGAAGGGAGAGGGUCGUUUCUCACUACUGUUGUGUGCACACACCACGCUGUAUCAGCAGCAGAGUACUACCAGCAAGAUCGGACUGGGGGCACACCAUCCCGGGCAUUAUGGUUUCCUUCCGUACGCGGCCGCGGCGGCUGCAGCAGCAGCCCACGCGGCGUCGUCGUCGUCAUCGUCGUCUUCGUCGUCGGAGGCAUCUUCCGGCCAGCAGCCACCGCCGCCGGCGCACAUGGGCAUUCCACCGUACAACCUCGACCCCAAGUCAAACCCUCUCGACUCGUCCACGUUUUCUGCUUCUCGAGCUGCUUCUCAUGCCAAACGAUCCGAUUCCUCUAUUGAGGUGCUCAUCUCCCGUCCCGACUCCCGAGUAGCGCAGAGGCGCGAAACCGUGCGCAAUGCCCGGCGUCUGCGUUCGGGAAGACGAGGGCGAGUCACUCGCAACCAUGCAGAGGCACAAUUGAUUCUGGAAGCAUGGCACAGUGCCGUGUCGCACGGUGCCAACUUCUUUAUCCGCGCCGUGCAGCUUUCUACUACUCUUGGCGGGUGUGAUGUGCUCAUCUCGCUUGUGACGACGCUGAUCAAGGGUGCAACCCUUGAUUGGCCUUGUUAUGCCGGGAAAGCUUGGGCUUCGGGAUCACCGGCGCGACCGAAGAGAGUCGCAGUCCGCACUUCGUCCUGUUCCGCGCCGUCGUCGUCGUGGACUGUAGACUUGUUGAUGUUCUGCACGGUAUCGAUGAGGAGGGAAGAUAACUGGUCUGGUGCUGUUGUUACGGUACCGCGUUUACUUGAGUACCGCGCGCCAUCAAGGGGUGUGGAAAUCACUUGCAUCACCAACUCUUCUGGUCAUGUGCACUCGAAAAAGGGAAUGCUUGGAUAUCAGCGAAAUAUGAUCAUACAAUUCCGAAAGUUUUGCGAAGAGAGCACGAGCAAGGCAAAACGAACAUCAUCCUGGCAUCAAGAACCAUACUGUACUUGUUCUCGGCCUCUCGCCCACCUGGACUUGGCGCGGAAAGUGACACCCGCGAAGCAUUCGCUGCUGCGGAAGGAGCCUUAUAGAAGUCGUGGAAGCUGGCAGUCGGCCGCGAGGAAGCGGAUCGUGGACGAAGCGCGCGUCGAGGAAAGAGGCUCUGCGAGCGCCGGCUCCACGAAAAAAUACCGCCGCCCGAAAAUCACCCAAGGCCAAUAA
Notodromas monacha is the source of this 1224-nucleotide messenger RNA. The record is from the annotation of a GenBank genome assembly. Lineage: Eukaryota; Metazoa; Arthropoda; Ostracoda; Podocopida; Cyprididae.